ACGAGCCAUUCCGGUCAGGCCCCCCGCGACAGCUCGGUACAUUGCGGCGCAUAGAGCAAGAAAUGCAGCUUGUGCAAACUCCGAGUCUCCUCAAUUUCCCGUCCAUCCUCCGACCUCCAUCUCCCUCAAAUUGAACACACUCCCAUCCUCCCAUUGAAGCGUGAACGGACCGACAUAUCCUGCCUGCUCACUGAGAUAGGCAACCACAAGUGCGGAGACAGUGGAAGAAAGUGUGCUCCAUGUGCCAAGACUAUGACUGAGGCACAACCCAAGCGUCAGCGUCGGAGGCCAGCUGUGUCAUGCACUCUUUGCAGAAGGCGCAAGCAAAGGUGCAAUCGAGAACUGCCGUGCAACAAUUGUGUGCGUGCCAACAGGGAGGAUUGUGUCUAUGAAGACUACCCUCCAUUACGUACAAGCACCGAGCCUUGUGUUUCGGAAGACCCUCCUCUCCAACCUCAACCACAAUCUUCCAAAUCGAGUUUCGUGAAUACCUCAACGUUCUACGAAGACGACUCCAACAUAAGCAUAAGAUCGCCCGUCGCCUCAGGACCUUACUCUUUCACAACUCUUCCGGGCUCAUCGAACUCGCGGACUCCCGGCAGCGAGCCAUCUGCUGCGAGUAUCGCCAUCACAACUGUCCAAAAUGGCAGGGCUGGACUUAGCCGUGUUCCCGGGACGCUGUCUGUGGUGAAUGAAGACUACGAGACGGGUCCUGCAACGUCAGGUGCAGCUGAGCUCUGUCACAGGAAGGACCAAGACGAUUUCUUUGGUCGACCCCAGAUUCGGGGACGCCUCGUCAUCCAUAAGUCGCGUCUCUUCGGUCAAAGCCAUUGGAUGAACGGGUGUGACAGCUUUCGAGACAUUUUUGACCUGUUCGAAUCCUACUUGCGAACAAACCCGUCCAAUGUGCUCAUGAAAAUGGAGACCUGCAAGACUCUGGGAAGAUCAAUCAAGUCAAACAGUGUUCCAGCAUGGCCUACCACCCCCACAAUGGAUUUACCUCCGAAGGAGCUUGCGGACAAGCUGCUGGAUUGUUAUCUCAAUACCUAUGAAACGGUCUACCGGGUUCUGCACGUUCCUACCUUUAGAAAAGCAUAUGAGGCGCUCUGGAUGCCUGGUGUCCGGCCGGACAUGUCGUUCCUCGUGCAGGUAAAGCUGGUGCUUGCUCUUGGGGUAGAAGCCGCCGAUGGUGACACCUCUUUACGGGACAGCGCUGUCAGGUGGGUCUGCGAAGGUCAGACUUGGUUCUCUGCACCUGCAUUCAAGUCACACCUGACCCUUCAAUCCCUGCAGACCAAAACACUUCUUUUACUUGCCCGCGAAAAAUCAAGCGUCGGAGCCGAUUUGGUCUGGAUAUCUGCCGGAUCGCUCUUGAGGACCGCGGUGUACAUGGGUCUGCACAGAGAUCCGGAGGACCUGCCCAAGAAGUCGCUCUUCGCAACUGAGAUGCGCCGUAGAGUGUGGAAUACAAUUUUGGAGGUUGCCUUGCAAUCGAGUAUGACCUCGGGGGCGCCACCACUGAUUUCUCUGGACGACUUUAACACCAGGAUGCCAGGCAAUUUUGACGAUGAACAACUGAUGAGUACGGACACCGGACCAAAGCCGGACCACACCUUCACCCAAGUGUCCGUCGCCAGAGCUCUUCGCAAGACAUUUCCUAUACGCCUUGCUGUUGUCAAGUACUUGAACGACCUUCACACUCACUCUCGGUACGAAGCGAUGCUUCCACUGGAUGAAGAGCUGAGAGCGGCAUAUAAGGGCGUGUGUCGAGCUCUGCAGCAAGCCAGCAAACAGCCUGGUGGCCCGGGUUUCCAGUUUGCCUUUCGGAUGGUCGACUUACUCAUGUUACGCUACAUCUCGAGUCUCCACAUUCCCUGGUACGAAAAUUCGAUCAAAGACAAGACCUUUGAGUUCUCCCGGAGAACCCUGAUCGACACCCUGCUCAAGAUCUGGUAUAGUCUAUUUCAGCCUUCUUCAGCUCUAUUAGGUCUGGCCAACAGUGGAGAAAACUCCGCGGAUCCGGACUGUCUGCAGCGUCUUGUCGUGGGGAGAGGGUGUAUAUUCCAGGCCGCAAUCAUUGUUGCGGCCGAAGCUCGAGCACAGCUGCAAGAACAGGAAAGCUUGACCACCGUACGACCAGACCUCCUCGCCAUUAUCUUCGACACGAAGAAAAUGUGCUUGGAAAGCAUUAAGGACGGCGAGACAAACAUCAAGGGCUAUUUAUUCUCAUCCAUGAUCUGCACACUACUGAAAAUGAUCAUGCGAGGAGUCAACGAGGAGGACCAUGCAGCGUUACUUGUCAAGGCUGCGGAAGAGGCUAUGGACACGGUGCUGCCUAUACUUGAGGAGAAGGCAGCCCAGGCACGGAGCCAGGACGAGGCAGAUCCUCUGGACCCGUUUUCGUUGAUCACACCGGCCGACUUUGGGGAGGAGUGGGACUUUAUGAUGCCCGAUGCACAAUUUGGUCUGGAUGAUCUCGGGCCAAUGAGUGGGAUGUUCAAUGACGGGAGUAUGCAGCAGCCAUGGUAAUUGUGAGAGUAACUGAACAUAUCGUCUCUUCCUGUCGACAUAAAGUACUACAGACACCGCGCAGAUACUCGGUGUGCAUGGCUGGUACGCUUGCAGGCGGCCUUUCCUACGAUAAGAUACUCUCAUCGUACCUCGGCGUGCUCCGGUACUUUCUUGCAAAUCACUCCAUGUGACGUCACAUGGUUUACGUACUUUUCCAAGCCGAUCUUGAACAGGCACCGAUUUACU
Exophiala viscosa is the source of this 2757-nucleotide messenger RNA. RefSeq lists its product as uncharacterized. Gene Ontology annotation, cellular component: nucleus. The transcript has 4 exons. The record is from RefSeq and is a predicted model, not a curated record. Gene Ontology annotation, molecular function: zinc ion binding; DNA-binding transcription activator activity, RNA polymerase II-specific; RNA polymerase II cis-regulatory region sequence-specific DNA binding. The coding region runs from base 253 to 2529 and encodes 758 amino acids. Gene Ontology annotation, biological process: DNA-templated transcription; regulation of transcription by RNA polymerase II. Lineage: Eukaryota; Fungi; Ascomycota; Eurotiomycetes; Chaetothyriales; Herpotrichiellaceae.